This is a messenger RNA of Sitodiplosis mosellana (orange wheat blossom midge), 2192 nucleotides long. Its product is annotated as phenoloxidase-activating factor 2-like. The record is from RefSeq and is a predicted model, not a curated record. Gene Ontology annotation, molecular function: serine-type endopeptidase activity. The transcript is spliced from 5 exons. Gene Ontology annotation, biological process: proteolysis. NCBI's taxonomy places the organism in Eukaryota, Metazoa, Arthropoda, Insecta, Diptera, Cecidomyiidae. Bases 487 to 1548 code for a protein of 353 amino acids.
GCACAUCAUUUUCAGCAUUUGUUUACAAAAUGAUUUUGUUGAAUUAUUUUUCCAUUGCAGAGAAGCGGCAGAUUUGAGAGGAAAAAAAAUGUUACAGUAUUCAUUGAUUGUAUAUUAUUUCAUCAUUGUAAAUUUUUAUUCAUGCAAUUCUCUCAUACCACUAGGUAUUCCAUCAUUCGUGACGAAAAAUAUGAUCAGUUUCAGGAAACGAUUCAACGAUUGGAUAUUCCGUAAGAAAUGCGGCAUGAUCACACAAUCCAACCCAAGUAUGGCCAGCAGCUGCUGGAAAGCCGACCGUCAUCAUGAUACCAUGGCAAAAAUUCAAGCUCAACAGAUUCGCACGGCACCAGAAUAACCAGUUGUAACGCAAAAUCCCAUUGACUGAAACAAGUUCUCUCGUUGCAACGGAGUAGAACAGAAACAGGCUCACACAAAUGCAUAAAAUAGGUAGUCAUUUGCAUUGAGACGGUUCAACUGACAAUUAGUAUGAGAUUGAGUGUGGAAUUCGGAAUACACAACAUGGAACGUCUAACAAUUUCAUACACCGCUCUAGUGGCUAUCAGUGUAAUUUUCCAUCAAUUUUUACCGUGCACAGCCUUUCCAGAGGUCGCAGCAGUUCAACAGGAGAUUGACUUGGGCAGUAGAUUCGAUAUCAAUGAACCGAUUGCAAACCAGGGCUUGAGUGAAAACACUAGUCAGGAAUUGAAAAAAUGCGGCGUACCAAAUCAGACGGGUUUGAAUAAAUUUGGAUUGGAGUUUUUGUCCUCAUCACAUUCCAAAGCAGGUGAAUUUGCAUGGACCGUCGCACUGCUUCGAAAAUUAAAUCACAGUUCGCGGAAAGAGACUCUAUUGUACAGUGGAGCUGGCUCUUUAAUUCAUCCAUCGGUCGUGCUGACUGCGGCCAAUAAGCAUCAUACAACUGCAAUGGACCUCAUACGAGCUGGUGAAUGGGAUUUUGGUGCCAUCAACGAAGAGCAUCCAUAUCAAGAUCGAACCAUUGCUGAUGUUAUUAAUAUCGACGAAACGGAUCCAGAUUCGGUGCAGUUGAUUUUUGUGACUGAACCAUUCGUGCUCUCGCUAAACAUUCGAACGGUGUGUUUGCCAUUGCCUGGAACAUCUCCCGAAUUGGCGGACACACGUGAAUGUACCACAGCUGCAUGGGGUCAACAGAAUUGUAGCGGUUUGAAAGGAUUGCAUUCAAUUUUGGGCCGCACUGAACUAUCGACCGAUACACAUCGCUCGGUGUGCGAACUCGAUUGGCAACAGUAUCUCGAGGACACAACAUUCCGAUUGAAAACCAAUCAAUUUUGUACCAAACGAAUGCAUACCAUUGAUGAUUCAUGUUUUUGUGAUCAUGGUGCGGCGCUCUUUUGUGCAACUCAACCCAGCGGUGAGCUGAAGCGUUACGAACAAAUUGGUAUCUCCAUAGCAACCGGUGGUUGCACAAAGGAUUUGCCAGGCAUUUUCUCGAGCGUGUCUGAGCAAAAGGCGUCAAUCGAUGGAAUUUUCGCACAAAAAGGCUUGGAUUCAGCAUACUACACGGCAUAAACAAUGCACGAUAUAAUUUCCAAACAAAGUCGCCGCUUCUUUUGAAAUCUCAUUUGUGGCACAUUUCAAUAGGAUUAGCUUAAUUCUAGCACAUUAUUAUGAAUAACCCAGUACAAUUUGAAUGAAAUCUUUCGCAUAUUUUUUCGUUAAAUGACAAGAAACAGAUUUAAAUCAGAGAGAGAGAGGGGAGUUUGUGCGCUCUCAAGCCAUAAUCAUAUUUCAUCAAGUUUAUCGUGAGAUUAUGAGAAAUCAUGAAUCCGGAGCCGCUUUGGCCCAUCAACAGAAAACAAGAUAGGGAAACAUGGAGAAAAUUGUACUCUGCGGCAGAAAUAGCAUCACAUUCAUGUGGCAUUUUCUCACAUUUUAUUUGAUUUAAUAUUCAUGCAAUAAAUUUUUGCUUUUUCCGCUGGAAAAAACGGGUCCGUAUUUUGAAUAAAUUUUGGCUUGAAUUAAACUGCAGAAAAAGGGAAGUGCUUGAAUAAAACAUUUUGGUUGACGGUUGAAAAUUUCAACAAAUAGAUGAUGGAAGAGCCGAAAAAAGGGAUAUCAAUGAAUAUUUUAUUCCGAUAAGAUGCCUAUUCGUAAUUAAAGUUCAUUAAAGUUAAGCCCAAAAACUUUGCAAUAAAUUCAUUAAAGUGAAAAAA